UAGACAAGUCCCUAUACCUGGUAAAAAUUGUAUCCAAAGUGUAAAAAAAUGCUGCGGUUGUAUUUCAUGGUCUACAAAUGUUAAUGACGGUUUCCUUUCCUCUGUCCCAGAUGUUUCCUUGGACAGCUGUUUUCUCCCUUGAGCCCAAAGUGCCCGGCCAGCGCAGCUCUGAGGAGUUGGUGACCAAUACUCUGAUGUUGGAGCUGGGGGCCAUGGUGAAGCGCACUGAACGCAUCCGCUUGGAGCGGGCGACGGAGGGUCGCCGCCGCCGUCGCAGCUCCUCCUCCACAGCGGACUACAGCUGGCUGGCCACUGCCCCGACCCCACAGCCAUACGAGCUGACCCCCAGCGACCUGCUGGGGCUGCAGGACCUCUGCGUCAAGAUCCCUCCUGCACAGUGUGGCCCUCUGAUCGUCAGGUUCAGGAGGCUGGUGACGCAGAUGGAGCCGGAGGUUCACGAGGUCCCCCGGCUGUUUCGCUCAGUUCUACGCGACUGCAUGGACGAGGUGAACGGAAAUGAAGACAUGCAGACGGAGGACGCCGUCUUUGAGAAGCAACAGCGCAGCAAGAGCCUUUCUUUUGUUACCUUCCGCAGCAAAUUCCGCACAGGUCAGCUCUUCAGGGGCAGCAACAUAAGAGGCUCCAGGGGGAACUUGGAGCAGCAGGUGGAUUGGUCCGACGAGGAGGAUGCAGAAGGGGAGGAAGAGGCCAUCAAGGCCAGGGCGAGGAAGGGAAGGAGCAGGAGCAUGCCAGAGAUCAGCCCUAUGGAGCAGAGUGCCCAGGGGUGA
This is a messenger RNA of Cyclopterus lumpus (lumpfish), 788 nucleotides long. Its product is annotated as RD3 domain-containing protein. The record is from RefSeq and is a predicted model, not a curated record. Lineage: Eukaryota; Metazoa; Chordata; Actinopteri; Perciformes; Cyclopteridae. The transcript is spliced from 2 exons. The coding region runs from base 78 to 788 and encodes 236 amino acids.